Molecule: messenger RNA, 657 nt
Organism: Lactuca saligna
Lineage: Eukaryota; Viridiplantae; Streptophyta; Magnoliopsida; Asterales; Asteraceae
Source: the annotation of a GenBank genome assembly
AUGGCUUCUUAUCAAACUCAAUAUUACUUCCCUCAUUUUCCUCCACCGCCAUCUCCUCAUUUCGUAUCACCACCACCUCCUGCAACCCCUACACCUUCAGCACCGCCUCCACAUACAAUCCCACCACCACCACCACCACAUGCAGUGCCACCAACACUCCCACCACCACCAUCUCCUCCACAUAAGAUCCCUCCACCACCACCACAUGCCAUCCCACCACCACCUCCUCCACAUAAGAUCCCUCCACCUCCACCACAUGCCGUCCCACCACCGCCUCCACCGGCUCCGGGGAACCAUACCACAAUCAUUGUGGUGGUGUUUGUCUCGUGUGGUGGUGUUUUCUUCUUGGCAUUUGUGGUGGCGGCGUUGUGGUGUUUUCUCAAGAAGAAGAAGAAGAUGGUUCGCAAGGCAGAAAAUGUGCACAUUGAUGAACACCGACAUGUGGCAGAGAGAAUGGUACAAGGACCACAUGGGACUGAAAGUGUGAUACUUUCUGUGGAAGAUGAUAUACACAUUGAAGAAGAUAUAAGGAAGAGUGAGUUGGAGAAUUUCAGAAAAGGGUUGCAUUUGAAUUCCGGCAAUAUUGCUGGUGUGGUUGAUGCUGGAGAACCAUCCUCUAGUUCCGGCCAUCACCACCUGCCUGGUCAGAAGUCUUGA